CGGCCGUUGGAAAAUGAGUAGUUGGGCUAGUUAUUUCGACGAUUUUUCGUUUCGCGAGUGAUUUUCCAAUACGCAAAAGAGUGCAUUUCGUCCAAAAGAUCGACUACCAGCAGCUAAAAUGAAGUCUGCGCGGAAGCAGGCCCCGCCUUCGGCGCGCAAGCUGGGGCGUCCCAAGCAAAACAGCAACAACAUGCUGUCCAAGGACCCAGUGCAGGUGUUUUGCCGUCUACGGCCCAUGCCGUUCAUCAACGAUGUUGCCUGCAUGAAGGUCAUCUCGGACACCACUAUUGUCAUUACUCCUCCAGAGUCUGCUAUGAACUUUAGGAACGGACAGAAGGAGAUACAGACUACCUUUACACGUGUUUUUAAUGAAAAUGUGCCCCAGAGGGAGGUGUUCCAAGUGGUGGCACUGCCACUUGUGGAUAAUUUGAUUCACGGCAAGAAUGGAUUGCUUUUCACCUAUGGAGUGACAGGAAGUGGCAAGACCUACACCAUGACUGGAGAAAAUAAUGACAGUGGGAUCAUGCCCAGGUGUCUGGAUGUUAUAUUUAACAGUAUAACCAAUUAUCAGGCCAAAAAGUUUGUCUUCAAGCCUGACAAGCUCAACGGCUUUGACGUGCAAAACGAGACCGAUGCCAUGGUCGACAGGCAGAAUGAGCUUCAUGCUGUCAUCAUGACACCCAGAAAUCCCAAGACUCCCAGGCGCAAAAUUGAUAGCGAUAGCGACAGUGACAGAAUAAUAGCGAGAGAACACGAUGAGUCGGGAGUUAUCAAUGUCGAUCCUGAUUAUGUGUAUGCAGUUUUUGUCACAUAUGUUGAAAUUUACAACAAUAGCGUGUACGAUUUACUCGAUGAGGAUGAGCUCAGAACAAAGUCUCUACAGAGUAAAAUAGUACGCGAGGACGGCAAUAAGAACAUGUACGUUCACGCGGUAACGGAAGUUGAAGUCAAAAGCUCAGACGAGGCCUUUGAAGUGUUUCAACGCGGUCAGCGUAGAAGGCGCGUAGCACACACGGCUCUUAACGCUGAAUCCAGUCGAUCGCAUAACGUGUUCACGAUUCGCCUGGUACAAGGUCCGCUUGAUAGUGACGGUGAACAAGUGGUCCAGGACAAACGAGUCGUGUGUGUUAGUCAACUGUCGCUUGUGGAUCUUGCUGGUAGCGAACGCACGAAUCGCACGAAAAAUACUGGACAGCGUUUACGCGAGGCUGGUAAUAUCAACAACUCUCUUAUGACCUUGAGGACUUGUCUUGAAAUACUCAGAGAGAAUCAGAUGCAGGGCACUAAUAAAAUGGUACCGUAUCGUGACUCCAAGUUGACUCAUCUGUUCAAAAAUUACUUUGAUGGUGAGGGACAAGUACGCAUGAUCGUCUGUGUGAAUCCUCGCUCUGAUGAUUAUGACGAGACCAUUCAAGUUAUGAAAUUCGCGGAAAUGACACAAGAAGUGCAAGUGGCCAGACCUACAGUAACCAAGUUAGAUCUUGGAUUCACUCCUGGUAGACGGCAAGCAAAUAAAAUAUUCAAGGAAGCUCGUGCGCGAUUGGAAAGAGAACAUCCAGAAGCCGCUAGUCUAGAUGUUGAUAUAGGCCUUGUUUACAGUCUCGGAGCACAAUUCCCAGACUUUGAUAUAACGAGUCCGCAUAACGACCAAAUUAUCAUGAAUUUGAUAAACUUUUUAGAACAAAGAAUCAAUAAGAAAAACUUAUUACGCGCUGAUUUAGAGCAGAAAUAUAAUGAUUUCAGAAAACUGCUCAUGUCGGUAGAACAGGAAAACAUGAAUUUAAAGGUCGAAAAUGCAUCCUUAAAAGCUUCUAGCACACAACAGAAGAAAAAAGUUGCUGCACUAGAAGGCCACUUGUGCAAAACGGAGACUCAAAUCGACAGUCUACUUCGUAAACUAAAUAAUGCAAAUGAUGCCAUCAAAAGUCUUCAACAAGAAAUAAGAGAUCGUGAUAUGGCGCUGAAUCAACGCAUGAUCGACGAGCAAAUGGUCAAACAAAAAUACACAACGAAAAUGCACCAAACAUCUGAAAAACUUAAUCGUGAAUUCGAGCUGAAAUUAAAAGCUCAGCGGGAUCGAAUUCGGAAUCAAAUAAGGGAGAAGGAUGACAAGCUGCGACUCGUCAAGCAGAUUCUAGAUAGCGAUGAUCCUGGCACGAUUCCUGUGAUCAAAGAUUCAAACGACGAGGAAAUUCAGCCUCAGCACCAGCCUACUCCAGCGAAAACUCCUGGACGUCAGGACGGUCGUUCGCGUAAGGACAAGGUUGGCGUGGCUAAUUUGCGUUAUAGGCGCUCUCAAAGUGCUGAUCGAUGGGUCGAUCACAGGCCUGGUGCCUUGGUGCCUGUAGGUACUGUGCUGCAGCCACUAAUGAGGCGGCGAAGGAGCAUUACUAAGCUCACCAGUCCUAAGGAAAUCACAGAUGGUGCCUCGAAGUACUGCCUAACGGCUCAGAACCACGAUUCUGAGGGCGAGCUUGAAACAAAACUGUACAAGGCUGACAUUCUGCCAACGAGUGGUGGAGGUGCCCAGGUGGUAUUUAACGACGUAGAAUGCCUGAAGCAACUGUCACCAACUGGUCAGCGUAAACGCAGCGCUCCGGAGAACGAAGACAAGGAUAAAAAUCAUCAUCACGUUGGCACAGAUUACGUCAAGCAUUGCGCUAGUCAAGGAGUGACGAUAACAACAUCAAAGAGACUGAAAAAGUAAUGAGCGAAUUUUUAUUAUUAUUCUGUCUAAGUAUGCAUAUCAGCGUCGUUGAUGCGUACUUAUGUAUUAAAUACGUACUUACAAUGAUGGUUAUAUCUAUCAAAACGGCCUAUUUUUAUUCAAUAAUGACUUUUCACAACUUU
This is a messenger RNA of Copidosoma floridanum, 2850 nucleotides long. RefSeq names its product kinesin-like protein KIF23. The record is from RefSeq and is a predicted model, not a curated record. Gene Ontology annotation, cellular component: microtubule; nucleus; kinesin complex. Gene Ontology annotation, biological process: microtubule-based movement; mitotic spindle midzone assembly. Lineage: Eukaryota; Metazoa; Arthropoda; Insecta; Hymenoptera; Encyrtidae. Gene Ontology annotation, molecular function: ATP hydrolysis activity; ATP binding; microtubule motor activity.